GUGCCAGAGCCCCGUGGUUGCACAGCACCACAAGGACCGAGCAGUCAGUCCUUGAGCACAGCUGUUGCGGCAGCAGCGGCGGUGGCAGCAGUGGUGCUGACAUUGGGACAGCGGUGUCAGGACAGUGGUGGCAGCAAGAGCUGGGGACUGGCAGAGGGCAAGGCACCAUGGCCCUUGCUCUGCGCCUCUUCCUCCCGCUCCUCCUGGCCGUGGCCCUGCCUGCCAGGGCUGCCCAGGCUGCUCCGCUGCAAGUGCGGGGAGCAGAUGAGCAUGCUAGGAAGGCUUCUCCAGCAGCUUGGUUCCAUGCAGAUUUCCAGCCUCUUAAGCCUCCUGCAGGUGUGUCUGCAGGGAAGACUUUUCAGGCUCCUUUCCGGGUUGCUGCACACAAGCCCAGCUCCCAUCGCAGGGAGAUGGACAGAGAGGAUGUGCUGAAGGCUGAGUUUCCCGGAGGAAGCAGUGGCUCAUUGGCAGCCUCUGCUGCAGGAAGGGAGGCGAUGCCAGGCACAGUCACUGGAGGUUGGGACCGUGACUUGCAUCAUUUGGAAAGACUGGCAAACCAUGGUUUAAGGGUCUUGGAGCUUGGUGAAGCUGAACGUGAUGAUGAAGAUGAUCUGGAUUCCCAACCCAUACCCAUUACUGAGCCUCAGGGAGAUGCUGAGGGUGUGUCUGCAGGGAGGACUUUCCCAGGUCCUCUGGUGGAUGUUGCACAUAAGCUCGACUCCCAUCGCAGGGGUCCCCUGAGAAGGAAGAACAAACCUACAGGAGACAGUAAGUCACUGGAGGAAUCCAAACAUCUGGAACAAAUCCUGAGUGAUGUGGAGAGACAUGGUGAUGCAGCCGGCACCUCAACACAUGCUGACAAGACCCGGAAAAGCAUGAGAAGAGUUUUCUGCUGGGGAACACCUUGUUUGGUUAAGUUGAUGGCCAUUGUGCUUGGUGCAGCACUUUGCCUGAUGAUUUGCUCUGCUGGAAUCUGGCAUUGCUGGAAGAGAAAAUGGUGCUCCUGCCCAUCUUCAGAAGACAAGCCUAACAACUCCAGCAAAGAGAACUUGCCCCGUGUUCCCAGCUCUUCACUUCUGUCCCCAUCUGCCCUGCCGCAGCUGCAGCACCGUCUUGAGCCCUUCCCUAAACUCACCCCUCCACAACGAAACCCUCCACCCCUGAGCCCCCUGGUCCUGUUCCCCAGCUACGACUAAAGGUGGGCAGGCCUCGUCUGCCAGGGCAUGGCUUGGCCCACAUUUUCUGUUCAAAUAAAAAAAUAGAGUUGUCAUAGAUAUGUCCGGGUGGUACCACCAGUGUGAUAAACUGUGGUAAUUUGUUUGUUCAUCAAAAGAAUUGGAAUAUUAAAGGAGGAAAUAUAAAAAUUAAAGUAUAAGGGACUAGCCUGCUUGUUAGGAGAUAGGGGAGGACAAAAAAAAAGCAACUGCUACAAACCGCAAGGCUAUAGACAUAUUGCAAAACCGCAAGAUCACAAGUAUGAUUAAUCACCAUGUAGGGAGCUUUUCGUAGCUUUUUUGCAGACACAGGCUAAGGAUGUGGGGGGAUGGCCGGAGCUGAUUAUGAAAUCAGCGACCACCAGGCAACGGCCACCGGACUAGACAACGUAGGAGUGCUCCAGGUACGCCCAUCACUGUCCGGAGCCGAUUGUGAAAUCAGCGAUCACCUGCCUCGACACAACGCAGACACGACGCAGAGAGAUGCUCAAGCUACGCCCACCGCUAUCGCAAAAGACACGAAUGAAGAAACCUCCAAGAAACUAUAAAAAGAAACUGAAUAAGGGAGUGGGGUGUGGGGCACUGCAGUGUGGGACACUGCAGGAGGGACGGUUAGGAGACCCCUACCCACCCAGCGCUGUUUUGCUUGCUACUGCUUGCUGUAAUUAAUAAAAUUCUAAUUGACCUUAAAAAGGCUGAAUCAAAUUAUUCGCCUCAAUUUAUCACAAUUUGGUGCCGUGACUCGGAUAAAGGAAACCCGGGAGGGAGGCCCCACUAGGGUGAGGCGCCCCACUGCCUUUUUGCGGUGGACCUAAGGGGGGGCUUCCUCCUUGGGCCUUUACCGACGAACCUAAAACUCAGUAGCAAGCAAAGGUACCCCCGUUAAUCUUUGUGCACGAAGAACCGCGGAAGAGUGAACACGCAGGAAGCGUAAGUAGCCCCCGGUGGGUGGUGGGCCUCUUUUCCCGGUGGGUGGUGGGCCUCCUUUUUCCAGGGUUGAUUAAAACCUGCUGGAUUGAGGGAUUAAUAUUCCAAAAGCAUCCAGGGUUGA
Molecule: messenger RNA, 2265 nt
Organism: Vidua chalybeata
Lineage: Eukaryota; Metazoa; Chordata; Aves; Passeriformes; Viduidae
Exons: 10
Coding region: 168-1196 (342 amino acids)
Source: RefSeq, a predicted model, not a curated record